UUAACAAUUAUAAUUGUUAAAAUCGGUUGGCGAUCCUGUAACGUAGAUCGUUUGUACUAAGGUAGGCAACCUCCGGCACAAAACACAAUAUUUUUCAAUUCAAAACAAAAAUGUGAAAUGGAACCGCCAAAAGAAAUUAAAAAAUUAAGGGAAGAGGUGGUUAAUAGAAUUGCAGCGGGUGAAGUCGUUCAAAGACCUGCCAAUGCCCUAAAAGAAUUAAUCGAGAAUAGCAUCGACGCUAAAGCAAAUAAUAUUCAAAUAACAGUCAAAAACGGAGGAUUAAAAUUACUGCAAAUUCAAGAUAAUGGUACAGGAAUAAGAAAGGAAGAUUUUCCUAUAUUAUGUGAGAGAUUUACGACUUCAAAACUAAAGGAGUUUGAAGAUUUAAGUUCGAUUUCUACCUAUGGGUUCAGAGGCGAGGCACUUGCAAGUAUAAGUCACAUCGCUCAUCUCACCAUAACCUCAAAAACCAAGAAAGAUGUUUGUGCACACCAGGCCAGAUUUGUGGACGGAGUUAUGCAGGGUGCCACAAAAGCAGUGGCUGGUAAUCAAGGAACGAUUAUCACAGUCGAGGAUUUAUUUUAUAACAUGAACGUUAGAAGAAAUGCUUUGAGGAGUGUGGCAGAUGAAUAUGCAAGAAUUUCCGAUGUUGUUAGUAAAUAUGCUGUGCAUAAUGCCGGAAUAGGUUUUGCUUUAAAAAAAUCUGGUGGUAAUAAUGAUAUCAGAACUCCACCAAAAGCAUCACAUAUCGACAACAUUAGAGUCAUAUAUGGCAACACAAUUGCAAGGGAACUAACAGAGUUUAGCUGGGAAGAUCCAACAUUUAAAUUUAAAUCGCACGGUUUUAUAACGAACGUAAAUUAUUCUACAAAAAAGUUUGUCUUUUUGCUUUUUAUAAACCAUAGACUUGUUGAAUGCACAAAUUUGAAAAAAUGUAUAGACCAAGUUUACACGACUUAUUUACCAAAAAACAUGCACCCCUUUGUGUAUUUAAGUUUAGAGUUAGACCCUAUUACUGUGGAUGUAAAUGUUCAUCCAACUAAACACGAGGUACAUUUUUUAAAUGAGGAGCAAAUUAUUGAAAGUGUUUGUGGUGGACUUGAAAAAAAACUUCUUGGCUCUAACAACUCUAGAGUGUUUUAUACACAGGCAAAAUUGCCCACAGCCCCGACGGAAACCUUCGACCUAAAAGACGAAAAAUCAAAGAAAAACGACGGGUUUGUGCACCCAAAAGAUUUUGUUAGAACUGAUACCAACAUGCAAAAGAUUGAGAAGUUUUUUGGACCAGCUGGAAAAAAGGUUGAUUAUACGGCAAAAAGAAAGGAAGAAGCCGAAACUGCAAACAAAGACGUAAGUUUAACUGAGGAAGACUUUAACCGGCACCACGAAGGUUUUAUCGAGAGAAAUGAAAAUUUUGAAAAUUUGCUGCUGGAAAGAACUGUAGUUGAAGAACGGAAAAUAGAAGACAAAAUUAGACAGCCCAUCGGAGAUGUGUUAAAAGAGGAUGGUUGUGUUAAAAUAAGCGAGGUUUUUGAGGAGACAAAUUUGGAGGAGGAAAUACCAAACGAGGAUGGAAGCAUGGAAAAACGAUUAGAAGAAAAAAUUAAAUGUUUGGGUGCCACAAAGCACAAGUCCAAUGACAAUUUGAAUUUUAUUGCCAGAUUGGAAAGAGUGGAGACGAAGCUGACCAGUAUUUUAGAGUUACGGCAAGAGAUAGAAGACGACUGUCACAAAAUGCUGCGCGAAACCUUCGCGCAGCUGGUUUACGUUGGCGCAGUCGACACCAAGUUGGCCCUCAUACAGUUCAACACGAAAUUGCUCCUUUGCAACACUCGAACGAUCCUCGAGGAGUUGUUCUAUCAGUACAUCUUGUACCACUUUCAAAACUUCGGCCGCUUCGCGUUUCAAUCGCCGAUCGCGAUAGCCGACCUCGCGAUGCUCUGCCUGGAUCUGCCGGAGACCGGAUGGACGCCGGAAGACGGAAGUAAGGAGGAGCUGGCCGACAAGGUCAGGGACGUUUUGGUGGAGAAGGCGGACAUGCUGGACGAUUAUUUUUCCUUGGGGAUUAGCGAGCAAGGCCACCUCAAAAGUCUGCCCAUACUUUUGGACGACUACAUUCCGGAUGAGGCCGGUCUACCAACUUACAUAAUGCGUUUGGCCACCGAAGUGGACUGGGAAAACGAAAAAAACUGCUUUAAAUCGUUUGCAAGGGAAACUGCUUUAUAUUAUUCAGAAAUUUCUGAAUCGGAUAAUCCGAAUGGUAAGGACUGGAAAUGGGUCGUGGAAUAUAUCGUUUACCCCGCUGUUAAGGAUUAUUUUAUACCGCCAAAAUCCUUUACGGAAAAUGCAGCUGUAUUAGAAAUAGCUAAUUUACCCAAUCUGUAUAAGGUAUUUGAAAGAUGUUAGUUUUGCUUUUCGAUUAUUAUAUUUUGUUUAAAAAUA
Molecule: messenger RNA, 2442 nt
Organism: Brassicogethes aeneus
Lineage: Eukaryota; Metazoa; Arthropoda; Insecta; Coleoptera; Nitidulidae
Source: the annotation of a GenBank genome assembly